UAAUAUUUUAUUACUAUUUGUUGUUGUUAAAUUGUAACUGCGCAUUAAUAGAUUUUUCUUAAUAUGUUUUAAUUUAUUUUGAAGAAUACAACACUCUACCAAUAUUAUUUAUUUCUUCGGACCAGUUAUAGAAAAAACAUUUGGAAUGCUGACAAGAUCAAGAGCCUUUUCUACACAGGCAUUAAAAGUUGUCAACAAUGUUGCUAAGCAACAGUUUGUAGUCGGCUUGAAGGAUGCAGAAGCUACAUUAACCUAUGAACAAAAAGGAAAAGAAAUAUCAUUCAAUUAUACAGAGGUGCCUCCGGUCUUUCAAGGAAAGGGUGUUGGGAAAUUACUGGGACAGUAUGCAUUCGACUAUGCCCUGAAAAACCAACUAGAUGUUACAUGUAGAUGUCACUUCCUAGCGAAGUACUAUCAGGAUAACAUCAAUAAGUACAAAAACCUAAAAGUGAAACUUGAAUUAGAGUAGUUUAAUUUAGUAGUUUUUAAGAAAAUGGAGAAUAUUUGGCAUAGGUGUAACAUACAUUAUUAUAUAAGAGAGAAGUGUUUUGGCAAAGCUAAAGAAAUUGCUAAGCAUGCUUCAUUGCAAUUCAAUGAUUCUUCAGAGUUUUUAUUUUACCAUGGUUUGGCUAACAUACUUGAAGGGCAGGUACAAACAGGUAUACAAGAAUUGUCGCAACUACAGUCUGAUAAAGAUGUGCAGUUGGCUGUUGUCAUGGCAUUAAUCUAUAGUUAUAAGCUCGUGAAUACUAUAGAAAGAGAUGAACUACAUAAUUUAGAAGCUAAAUUAAAAGAAGAACGGAAGUAUGCCAGUGCUACAUCGCUAUACUUUGCCGGUCUUUUUCUGUCCUUUGCAGAAAAGUAUGAGAAAGCCGCAGAUUACAUAAAUAAAUCAUUGAGAAAAGAUCCUAAUCAUUCAGAAGCUCUUAUUUUAAAAGCUAGCAAUGAUAUACACAUUAAUCUGGAUAUGCAUAAUUCCAUUAUUGAUUGUUUAGAAUUGGUUUUGAGUAAAAAUGAUAAAAAUAUUGAGGCAUUACUAGCUUUGGCUAAAUUAAAAUAUAUGGUUAAAAAGCAUGAAGAAUCUAAUUUAACAUUAGACAAAUUGAUUGUACACCAUCCAAGACAAGUUGUACCAUUGAUUGAGAAAUUGAAAAACGAAUUUGCUGCACAGAAAUGGGAAUCUGUUUAUGAUACUAUUGAGAGAGUCCUGUCAUUAGAACCCACGAACAUUGAAGCACUGAAAAUAAGAAUAUUCAUAGCACUGUGUAAGAAUUCUGAUUAUAUAGAAGCAGUGGAUCAGUUGAAUACACUGUUUAAUAUCUUGGAGAAUGAAGAGAGUAAUAACGCAUAUCAGUUUUACAAUAUCGCACAAACAUUUUCGAAAGUCUGUGGAAGAUCCAGUACUGUUAUUUCACAAGUGUACAGAUUCGCCCAAUAUGCAUCGGAAAUGUAUUCUAACAAUGUUGAUUAUUUAAGUGAAGUUGGCUAUCAGUGCAUUUUACAAGGCAAAUACAAAGAUGCAUUAAAUUUCUUCAAAGCAGCGAGUAAAAUUGAUAGCAACUCGAUAACAGCGUUAUGCGGUUUAACAUUAUGUCAAAUGUAUGAUAAUGGUCCAACUGAGCAAGUAGCACAACAGGUGGAAUUAUUGUUUGAAAUGCAAGGAAACGACAAGUUUCCCAUACUAUAUCUUCUCUCAGCAAAAUUGAAUAGCAAAAAUGCUAAUGCUAAAACAUUCUUGAAUCAAGCUUUUGAAUCUCAGCUGUUGCAUGCAAAUCAAUAUCCUUUCAGUUUAUUGUACAUACAACAUUUAGAUCCAGAUUUCUUGCUGGAAGUUUACAAAGAAUAUAAGAAGCAUCUUCCGAAAAAGCCAUUUGUGAUAACUAGCUAUUUAUUAUACACCCAAGACGACAGAGACACUUCAGCCGAAACUUGUUUGAACAUAUUGAAUAUUAUAUGCAAUGCAUGUCCUGGCUUGAUACCAGCCCUUUUUGAAUUAGCCAAGUUAAGAUUCCUCUCCGGUCAGGCGUUAGAAGCUGAGAAGCUGGCUUUACAAAUUGGAGAACUCGACAACACUCACGCAGGAAGUCAAAUUCUCUUAACUCAGAUUUAUAUUCAACAACAACAGUACGCAAAGGCCUCACAGUGCCUCGAAAUGUGUUUGAGCUACAACUUCAAAGUUCGAGACAGUGCGAUGUAUCAUUUUUUAAAUGGAGUCAUUUUGAAGAACACAAAUCAACUCCAGGAUGCUUUGUCGUUCUUUUCCACAAGCGUACAAAUAUUGAAUAGUAAGAAUAACAUUGGUUCAAACAAACAAAUUGAUGCAGACUUAAAUAUCAUUGAUAAAGCAACGUUGUAUUUCCAAGUAAUAGAGUUGCAGACUGCUUUGAGCCGAUUUGGUGAAGCUGGGAAAACUAUGCAGGAAGCAAUACAAGAAUUCUCUUAUACCUCCGAAGAAAAUCGUCUCCUUAUCGCUCGUGCAGACAUAGCCUUAAAAAAGGGCGACAUAGAUAACGCUAUAGACACACUCAACGAUGUGAAACCGGGUCAACCGUACUACUUCCAAGCUCAUAGUAAAAUGGCGCAUAUAUACUUGAAAGAGAAAAAAGAUCGAACCAUGUUUACUAAUUGCUUCAAGGAUAUUGUUAGCAAUCAUCCAAUGGCCGAUGCUCAUACUAUGAUGGGGGAUGCUUUUAUGUCUAUUUUUGAGCCAAUACAAGCAGCAGAAUCGUAUGAAGCUGCGCUAAAAGGCAACCCUAAAGAAAUACAAUUGGUCAAGAAACUCGGCGCUGCGUUGGUGAAAAUGCACGAAUAUGACAAGGCGAUUCAGCACUACGAAAAUGCGAUAAAACUGACCAAUGUCGAUGAGCUUAGGUUCGAACAUCUUGAACUUCUUAUAAAGCUAAAACAGUACGAUAAGGUCGAUUCAGUUAUAUCGUCCGAACUCAACCAACCGAGCAAUAAAGAAAAGGACACGGCAACCUUAAAAAAGCGUAUAAACCUGCUCCUGGUUCAAGCGAGAAGUAGGGAAUUAAAAAACCCCGUAACAACAAACACUAACUUAAUCCUAGCCGAAGCCAAAGAUCUGCAAAACGCGGUGUUGAAAAGAGUAGAGAUAGACUCGAAGGGAGAUAUUCAAGAAGAGAAGGAGAAGAUGUCUUCUAUUCUCUGUCUGUUGGCGAAGGUGAAAGCACACAAGGAACCGGGUGUUGCCACAAAUUUGCUGUCCGAAGCCCUGAUUUAUUCGCCCAGGAAUUCGGAAACCUUAUUGGCCCUGGCUAAGUUGUAUGCACAGAUGAACAAUCCCGAGAAAUGCGAACAAACUUGUCAAAUACUGUUGAAUUCUGAUCCCAAUAACGAGUCCGCUGCUGUCAUGAUGGCUGACUUAGCUUUCAGAAAGGUGGAUCUAGAGACGGCCCAACGGCACUUGAGCCAGACGCUGUCGGUGAAGCCCAACAGCUGGGAGGCGCUCGCGCAACUGAUAGAGGUGCAGUGGAGACGCGGCUCGCUCGCCGAGGUGGAACCGGCUAUGGAACGUUCUAGAGAGGCGAUCGGGAAAACUGAGGAUCUUGGUUACUCGUACUGCGAGGGCCUAUACUCCGCGUACCAGGGCAAAGUGAACGCGGCGCUGCGGCAGCUGAACGCGGCGCGGUGCUCGGCGCGCUGGGCGCCCGCCGCCGCGCGCCGCAUGGUGCUGCUGUGCCUCGCGCAGCACGCGCACGACGCGCUGCGGGAGGAUGACACACGAAUUCUAGCUCUCCGCACGGCAGAGAAAUUACUUCUGGAAGUUUCGCCAUCGGAAAGAAAAGGUCUUCAAGCGCUACUGCAACUGGCGUCCAAGCAAAAGUCGCACGCUGAGAGAGUGCUGCAAGAACUAUUGCCUACCGUCAGUGAGGAGGGGGCUCAUGACGAUCCAUAUGUGAUUCUGGCAAUAGCUAAUGCGUAUAACAUUGUAAAGCAACCGACACGUGCAAAAAAUAUAUUAAAGAGGACAAUAUCAUCCAUACCGUGGACACCAGAGAAUGCAGAUGGGCUGGAAAAAUGCUGGUUAGAAGUAGCUGAUAACCAGAUCAAUUCUGGUAGAACCGAUGCGGCGAAGGAGUUGUUGACGAAGGUGCUUACACACAACAAAUCCUGUGUGCUAGCUUAUCAGUACUUGGGUUAUUUAUCGGAAAAGGAACAAAGCUACAAGAGUGCGGCGCACAAUUACGAGCACGCGUGGGUUCACUCGGCCAAAACCGACCUAGCCAUCGGUUAUAAGCUCUCAUAUGCGUAUUUGAAACUGAAGAAGUUUCCAGAAUGUAUAGUCGUCUGUAGGCACAUACUGAAAAUACACCCAGAAUACCCUAAGAUUAAAAAGGAGAUAUUGGAAAAGGCUAAAACUAAUUUAAGAACGUGAUUUUUUUGGGUUGGUUUGAGCGAUGUCAGUUGAUGAGCAUGCAAAAUUGUUUUUUUUUUUAUUUUGUUCAUGAAAUAAUUAUUUUUAUGAACUUAUUGAUCGUAACUUGCGUACAAGUCACAUUGAUUUCUUAAAGAACUUAUUUUUAUAUAAUAUACUGACAUAAAGAAACGUAAAAAUGUUUGUUAACAUAUAAUUCUUACGAAUGCUUCAAAAUCUAUACUUAUUUUUACAUUUUAUACGUGUAGCAAGAUUGUUUGAAGUUGAUGUUAUAACAUAAUAUAAAAUUAUGUUCGAAAUAAAAUACAUAUGA
Zerene cesonia (dogface butterfly) is the source of this 4709-nucleotide messenger RNA. Its product is annotated as tetratricopeptide repeat protein 21B-like. Gene Ontology annotation, cellular component: intraciliary transport particle A. Gene Ontology annotation, biological process: intraciliary retrograde transport; protein localization to cilium. The coding region runs from base 494 to 4396 and encodes 1300 amino acids. Gene Ontology annotation, molecular function: protein binding. NCBI's taxonomy places the organism in Eukaryota, Metazoa, Arthropoda, Insecta, Lepidoptera, Pieridae. The record is from RefSeq and is a predicted model, not a curated record. The transcript is spliced from 13 exons.